AUGCAAUUGGCAGUCCACGAAGACGAUGCCGACGUCUUGUUGCAGCAAAAGAACAAGCUCGAUGACAAGGUCUUGGAUAAGUAUCGUGUUGCUGGAAAAGUAGUACAAUCAGGGUUGAAAUACAUCAUUAAUUUGAUCAAUGAUUCUUACCAUCUUGGUACCAAUAAUCCAUUAUCGUCUCAGGAAAUUUGUUAUUUAGGUGACUCGUACCUUGCCAGACUUCUUGCCAAGGUAUAUAACAACGAUGUGAAAGAGAAAGGUAUAGCUACUCCUGUGACUGUUGAAGUUAAUGAUAUUGUGGGAGGGUUUUCACCAGAAAUCGACGAUGAGACUCCUUACAUUUUUUCAGUGGGAGACAUAGUUACCGUGUCUCUUGGGGUUCAAAUCGAUGGAUAUACUGCCAACGUAUCACAUACUAUUGUCAUCUAUCCUCAGGGUCACCAAGUGGAUAGUAAACCUGCUCCCGAAGGACCAUUAGUUGGUGCGAAUGCUGAUGCCAUUUGUGCUGCUCAUAUUGCCACUGAGUCAUUGGUGGCCCUCUUGGGUCUUGCCAUGAGUCCCGAGAAGGUUCCUACAGUGUUGGGAACUGAAUCAGGAAAAAUUACCGGUAGUCAAAUACGGUUGUUGGUGGAUACUAUUGCUGCUCAAUACAACUGUGUGGUGGUUCCAGAUUCCAAGGUUCGUCGUGUUAGAAGGUUUUUGGCUGGUCAGGCCGAGGGAAUUGUUGCGGAGAAGGAUAUCAAGGGUGUAGUGUGGACUGAAAGAGACCAAGAACUUGGGUUGUUGAAAAAUGCCAAUGCCACUGGCGAUUUGGUUUUGGCGGAAAAAUCCAAGGCUCCAACGGCUACAACCACCAGUGUUAUACCUACCGAUGAUUUUGUUGUUUUUGCGGGAGAAGUGUACAGCAUUGACAUCAGAAUGUGUUCUAUUGGUUCAUUUGAAGAACCUGGUAUCAUCACCCUUGACGAAAUCGACCAAUUUACCGGAAAAAAUAACCAAGAAAACCAAUUUUCCACCCGUCCCACCAUCCAUAUCCGCGACUAUGCCGUUCACCAUCAACUUCGGUUGAAGUCUUCUCGUAAACUUUUGGGUAAAAUCGAUAAACGGUUCACGGUCUACCCAUUCAAGUUAAGUUAUGUCUCCGACAGCUUUCCUUUCGUCGAUGGAGACGUUGAAACACAUUUAGAAGGUGCCAAAAAAGAGGUCCAACAGCUCAAAUUGGGAUUAUCAGAGCUUUCCAAUCGUCGUCUUGUAAGAUCUCGUCCAGUUCAAGUUGCUCGAUUUGUCCCACUUGAAAAAAUUUUGCUUACCGACAACACCACCGGGCGUCAUGGAAUUGAUGCGGAGAAGCCCGUUUUACCAGGCUUGGAAGUACCUUUACCCAAACUUGGAAUCUCGUCGCUUAAAUUGAAGUCAUUAUUGAAGCACAGCAAAUCGGUUCCAGUAGCAAGAGAAAGUUGCACAAUUGUGUUGAAUGAAGUAAACAACGAUGUUAUCCGUCUCAGCGGCAGCGGAGCAGCUAAUCCUAGCUGGGUCCACUCGCAAUACCAAUUAACUGGUGCAAUGGCAGACACCGUCAACCAACUUUCCACCAUGAUGAAAGACAAGAGAUUUGGAAUAAAUAUCAAGGAAACUCGCCCGUAUCGUGAAGGCAAGGAAGAGAUGGACAUGAAUUAG
Meyerozyma guilliermondii ATCC 6260 is the source of this 1677-nucleotide messenger RNA. RefSeq names its product putative hydrolase (gene ARX1). Lineage: Eukaryota; Fungi; Ascomycota; Pichiomycetes; Serinales; Debaryomycetaceae. The coding region runs from base 1 to 1677 and encodes 558 amino acids. The record is from RefSeq and is a predicted model, not a curated record. The transcript has a single exon.